Messenger RNA from Biomphalaria glabrata, 6360 nucleotides. RefSeq lists its product as uncharacterized. NCBI's taxonomy places the organism in Eukaryota, Metazoa, Mollusca, Gastropoda, Planorbidae. The transcript has 12 exons. The record is from RefSeq and is a predicted model, not a curated record. Bases 185 to 1390 code for a protein of 401 amino acids.
AGUCCAAUGAACUACCACUAUGACAAAGUGGGAAAUUAAUAUUUGACUAGGAUAUUUGUAAAAGGAAGAAAAUUAGUCUUUUUUUUUAUUUAGUCAGCUUCGUCCUUUAGACUUUAUAAUUGUAUGUGAUAUAUAAGGUAAAAUAAAAAUGAUACAAUGAAGUCGUCGAAAGAAUAUUAACAAAAUGGUGUCUAUUUUGAUAUUUUUUCUACUACAACAAGCAAGUCAAGUAAUUUCAAAGCAAGUAGCUUUAACUAUUGACUACUAUUAUGGAAGUGUCUCUAGUGAACUCAACCAGUACCCAGAUAUGUGUCCAUCUCUAGGAUUUUUAGUUGAAACAGUUUCAUUUCAAAAUAAAAACUGUACCAAAAAUAUGCAGAGAGAAUUAAACAGCACUGAUCUAAAUGCUGACGAAAAACUUUUAGCACAAAUGAUUUUAAACAAAAGUAAUGGUAGAUCUAAUUUUAGUCUUGAAGAAACAUUGAAGAUCAGACCUAAAAUGACUUGUAAUGGCUCUCCAAUUCCUGCUGACAAAAUCGUCAUAAAAGGACAAUGUUUAGAAACAAAUGUUAAUUACGGAACAGUGUUUCAUUUUCUGCAUAUAGAAGAAUUACCAUCUCUAAAGGAAGUUUUUAUUAUAUCACCAAAUCAGAAACUUAACAAAGCUUGUCAAUUGACUGGAAAUGGCAGCACAAUUGUUAUAACAUUACUUCAUCUAGAUUUUAAUAAUACAACACAAUUAGAAAAGGAAACUGACUUUCUUUCCAUUAUUGACACUGACAGAGAUAUCUAUCUAUAUUAUAAUUCGACCAAUUACAGCGAAAUAACCUUCAAAAAUAUAUCUGUGGAAAAUGCGACACUUCAAGUUCACAUGAUUAAUGGCUUUUUGUGGAUGAAAAUAAAAGCUAAUAAUGAAGCAACAUUCAACGUGACCUGUAUAGAAAGAGGCAACGUUGUAAACGGAGAAAACACAACAUAUAACGAAACAUUCAAAAACAUUUCAACAAUUGGAAGAGUGACAAUAAACACUUUUGAAUUGAAAGCUAUAACUAUUGCUAUAGGGUUGAUUGUUGUGUUGGCUGCAGCUAUAAUAAUAAUACAAGUUGUUUUACGGUACAAAAAACGAAAUGCUAAUUCGUUGAAACCAGGACAAGUCGCUCAAGCUGAACACUGUCAACAAACAGAAAAUAGUAUGAAAAGACAUUACUUCCAACUUGAGAGAAACCCUGAAACGCAGCGAUUCAAUUUAUCAGACGUUGAAAAAAGCUCAUCUUGUGAUAAUAUGAAAAAGAAUGUGACCAUGGAAUCAGGACAAGAAUUAGAGUAUUCUCAUUUGCACAGCACUUCAUUUCAAAAGCCUACGCUGACUGAACAUAUUUACAAUGAAUAAAGUUUACAGUCGGAAAUUGGGAGAAGUGUAACACGACGACAGAUAUUGUGGGUUACUCUGAUAGUAUAAAAAGAACUAUAAAUAAGUGUGCAUUUGAGAAAAAAACGUAUUAAGAUAAUAAUAGUAUAGUUUUACAUAAAUUUUCACUAGUCACAAAAAUGGAUGUCUGUUACAGAGGUCCCAUAUUUAUUUAUUUAAUUUUAUUUAUAUUUAUUAACAUUUUAUUUUUUUGAGCACUUAUAUAAUAAUAAUAAUAAUAAUUAUUAUUAUUAUUAUUAUUUUCUUAACAAAAAAAAGAAGAGGAACAAUUAUAAAGAUAUUUUCCUUGAUUACAUUUUAAUAAAUUGUUACACCAAACUUACCACAAUCAGCUUUGCAAUGUACAAUAAAACUUUUUUUAUCUUUCUUUCUUACUUGAGCUUCGAAGGCUCCAUUACAUAUGUUUAUAUAUGCAAUCAUUGUUAUUUAAAUAUUGUCCAAAUACAUAGACAUUGCACUGUCAUCAGGAUAAUGUUGAACUCGAACCCUGCAAGCUGUCAUCUUCUGUCGUUCUGCAAGAGGUUUGAUCUCUAACGUAAUAAUGUUUUUCUGAAAAUUUAUAAUCAAAUGAAAUCUGAGCUAUUUGAACGAUUAUUAUGAAAAUAUUUUUAAUUAUUAAAAUAUAAAUUGUAUUAGAAACAAAAUAAUUUAUAUUUAUACAAAUAUAUAAUACUCAUUUUCAUAACUAGAUUGUACUUUUUUUUACCAAGGUAUAAUAAGAAGUCCUCCGUAUUAUACAAUAGUUUGCUAGUAAUUUUAGUAACUUCUCCAUAAACAAAAGCAUGUGGGGAAUUUAAAAUACCUUAUCAUUCCCUUAGUUAAUCAACUUUGUACUGGUAAGGGUCAUUUAGGCAUUAAUAUGUAUACCUCUCAAGGUUCAAAACACUGAAAUGUCGAUAGAUAGCAAAUUUAGAAAUGCAUGUCUCAGUAGAAUUUCAAACGAUCAACCUGCAACUAGAAAGCCUAGUGUAUUACGCCGCAUAAUCACUCGUCCUGCAAACUGAUGAGCAAUUAUUUGGAACUGAUAAGGACUUUAACUUUAAAUGUUGUAAUAAUUCUUUAGAAGCGCGUAGCAGUCAAUCAGAUAAGUCCAUAAUCAUGGCUUAAUUUGUUUGCUAUAAUGAGAUUAGGUUUGAAAUGAAUACGCAUUAUUUUUGCUGUUAGUAGACAUAUAUAUCUAUAUUUAUAUAAAUAAGUUAAUAUAUAUUGCGGUAAACUACAAAUUCCGACCUUCUAUAAUCUAGCAGAACGACUAACCAUGCUUCAGGCAAAGUGUGAAUUAUUUUAUUAUUAAUACAAACUUCACGUGUAUAGAUUUAUUGCCAAUACAAUUUUGUCGUGUUUUUUUAUAAAGCUUAAAUUAACUAGUUCUGUUUAGGUAGAAUCCUUGACACGUUAUUUUUCCCUCUUCUUACUGUGGACUAAAAAAAUUCACACGCAUUCAUUGUUAAAGACAACAGUAGAAUCAAUACAAAAAGUUACCGAUUCGUUACAAUUAGUCGUAAUUAAAUAAUUUAUGUUGUUUUAUUAAGAAAAUGUAUUGCUACAGGGAGAUAAACAUUGUGUAGAGAAUAGCGCUUCCUGGGAGCACCUUGUUACGACUUCUGUUAAAUUCGCGAAAAAAAAAGAUGUUUAAAAAGCCUUUAGGAAACGGUCAUAUUAUUUAUCCCACAAAAUGAGUGUCCGAUUCGCCUGUAGAACAAUGCAUGCGAGACAUGGAGGUCAUUUUCCAAAAUGUAGAAAAGACUAAAUGUGGCUCUACAAAGAUAGUUAAGACGGAUUUUAGGAGUCAGUUAUAGAGAUUGGGUCUCAAAAAAGGAAAUCAUAUGCCGAACUGGGAGUCGACAACUUAACAAUGUUAAAACGGAGCAUGAGGUUUGCGGGACAUUCAACGACAUGGAGGCCAAAUACGAGGAAAGCGCAAACAGAGACGCCUUUGUAUAACUUAGCGCUACACACUUUCAUGGUGGACCUCAGAGCAGUGGACACCAGGUGGGAAGAGGCAUCGAAAAUUGCCAGUGACAGAUCAUUGUUGAGACAGCUUGGCACUCAAUAUGGUAAAAGACCGCUGGAGGAUCUGAGUAAAAGUCUAAAACUAGUGCCAGCAAAUGCAGAUUAUGAAUGAAGGGAACCUAUACUGAAAGGUUUCGGGGAGCCUUAGAUGUCACAUAUAUAAUGCCCAGGUCUAAGAGUCAUACAAAAGUGUGAUUAGAACCACUACUUUAUAGGCAUUGGUGGGCAAAAAGACCUAUUCUGUCAUUCUCUCAUUUAGAGGUGGCUUAAAGCUUUUGUCCUAAGCCAGACACUUGUCUAUCAAAAAAGAUACAAAGUCAGCUGGAAACAUGCGCUCUUUCCUUGACUCGCUGUUCUCAUGCCCAACAUACCAGAUUAUUGCGCCUCUUAGAACUACCUGAUAUCUCGUCAUGUUAACCAAAAAGGUUGAUAUACUGAAAUAAAACGAUGAACAGAGCAAUAUUUUCCUUUUUAGCGUUAAAAAGUUCUUUGAAGUGUUUUCUUUCGCAUUCAAUACAAAAAAUGCCUAGGCUAAAUAUAUUUUUUUUCUUCUUUGAAUGAAAACGCAAGGCGUACUUGAGAAUAUAUUUAUUGUAAUAGCUUCAGGGAGAAAACUCAACGAGGCAACGAUGUUUAUUUACAGGGACCUCCCAAGUACAUGAAACAUGUUUUUAGCACAGUCUUUUCAUAUCGGUUCUAGACUUUGUCAUAAGUUGUACUCUUCUUCAUAAUGUUGACAUCCUUCUCAGUCUAGUCUAUAACUGUGAGCACCUUUUGCACUAGUUUGGAUGUUGGUGCGUGACGCGGUUAAUCUUCUAAAAAAUAGGUGCGUUCCGUUACAAAAAAAAAGCUCUGUAUAUACGCAAGAAACUGCCUAAAUUAGAAAAAAAAAACUAAAGUGAAAUGUAGGCUAUAUGCUGCUAUAUAUGAAUUUUCUAUUCUUCUUUGCAAUUAGUCUUUGCAAAAUGUCCGUCUAUCCGUCUGCCACACUCAGCUUUCAUAAACUAGAAAAGAAAUGUAAAAUCUUAUUUCACCAUCGGUAUAUCUUGCAAAUUUUAGGUGCAACGGCUACUUUUGUUUUCUAAAAGCAAUAAUGUAUGCAAGCAAAUUUUUCAGAAAAAUACACCAUUUCUAAAACAACACAUUAAUGUGAUUGAAUUUUUGUUUAAAUUAUGUUAACAAAUCAAGAUAAUUUUUUUUGUGUACUUUUAGUAUCACUUAGUCCAAUAUAUUUAUUUAUUUAUUCAUAUAUCUAAUUCGUUAAUGAAAUGCUAUAAGAACCCGAUGCACAAAUAUUUUGGAACUCUCGUCAACUCUCUCAUGUUGUGGAUUUUUUUUUUGGAAUGAAUGCUAUACUAGCUAAGUACAUUAAUGUUUAUUAAACCUCGUCAUUUUUCUUAUAUUAAAAAAAUACAUUUUUAGCGGCUCCCAGAAAAAGAAAAGACCCGUUUUAUUUUGUGUAAUAUGUUAGUCAUUCUAUUCGUCACAUUUAAUUUUCCUUCCUAGCUACGUAAGAUAAAUUAAAUUAUAGAUCUUGAUCAAGUAAUAGAAUUCUAGACUAGACCUAAAAAUUAUGGUCAGAUCUAGUCUUAAAAAUCUAGAUUAGAUUUAAAUCAAAUAGUAGAUCUAGUAUGAUGGCUGCCUGGCCGUUAGGUAUGCGCGCUGGACUAAUGUUCGGACUGGGUUUAUAACCUGUUCGCUGCCAUCCCCUGUCAUCAAGCGGGAGGUUUGGAAUAUGAAGUAGGUUAUCUUUAACUUUGAAGGUACAUCCGAAACAUGUAAAACAUUUAACAAACAAACAUAUUUUACAAAGCCAAAUUAAUCUUUAAAAUAUUACUUUAACUUUAGACAAUCAAAACAAAAUUAUUUUCAGGGGAGUCAUUGCAAAUAGGAUGAUCCGAUAAGAGUCCGACGGGGACCAUUUCUAAGUUUGUGUUAAAACACAAACUCUCUUUGUUUAUGCUUAAUUCUUUUAUGUCAUUUAUAAAUGUGUAUGCAAAAAUUUCAUUUAUUUUAAUCUGAUAUCUGGGCUCUUAAUAGUGUUUAUUAUUAAUUUUCGAUGAAAGUUUUGUGUGUCUUUUUUUUAUUAUCAUUGCAAUUUAUGUCAUGUUUAAUGUUUCAUUCUAAUUCAAUGACUUCCUUUUGCAUGGAUAUUGUAUUCACAAUCUAAUUUUUUAAAGUAACAAUUAUUUUUUUUGUUGAAAAUUUUCUUCUUGCAUGCAUUUACUAGAAAAUUUACAACUAUAUUUAUUUAAUAACAUUUUAUAUAUAAAAGCAAUAAUGUAAAGUGUUCUUGUUCUCUUAUAAAAAGUUCGUGUCACAUGAAGACUGUGUAGUCUAAUUGGCUAGGAGCACGCAUUUCAAGUGUAGUAGAAAGCUCUUAAAUGUGAUAAACAUUGAGUUGUUGACCCUUGCCCAAGUACUGUCUCAUUUUAUCCUAUUUUUGUUCCUGUCUCGGGGUUAUUUGUCAUAUUCUUUUUUUAAUGAAUAAAACAUGAGUCGUAAAAUAUUUUUUCAAAGUACAUGGCUCCUCAUGGGUGUAGCCAGGAUUUUUAUUCGGGGGGGGGGGUUCCUGAUUGUCAUAAUGGACGGAUUUCUCGCUAUGCAAGUUUAAUAUAUACAUCUAGAUGUAUAUUAAUUAUAUUAUAUUUUUGUUUGUACUAAUGUAUAUUACGUCAUGUGCUUACCAAGAAAGUGGAAAUUUUUAAGGGCGAAAAAAUCCAUGUUUUAUUUUUUUGUAUGCUACAUUUAAGUAGCCUAUUAAGUAAAAAAAACAAAAACAUUAUUAGUAAUGUUUUCAGAAAUUGCAUUGUUAAAUUUUCCUCUCAAAACACUAGCACCAAAGUCGAAUUUUUUGCCUUUUUUAUAAAAAUAAAUCAAUUGUCAUAAUGGACGGAUUUCUCGCUUGUAAAGCACCA